AUGAAGGGGAACUUAAUACUCUCUCUUAACAAUGCCAAAGAUUAUCUAAAGAAUAAAAACGAGGAAGGGAAUAAUGUAUAUGAUCACGUUUGUGAUAUUAUCAAUUUUAUUGUUGUUGAAAAACCAGAGAAAUGUUAUGAAAACUUUGAACUUAUAUCAAAUCAUUUAAAAGAAAGCAAAAAAUGUAAUGAUGUAAGAAUUAUGGAUGAAAAAAAAGAUGGAUUGGAAAAAGAAAAAAACAAUCUAGAUAAUUAUAUAUUAAAUGAUCACAUAAAAAAGAAAAAAAAAUGGUUAUAUAAAAUGAAAAAAUGGUACUUUGAAAAUAAUAUGGAAAAGAAACAAAAUAAUAAUAUAUUAUUUUUGCCAUUCUUACAUAAUAUAUUUCAACAAAUGAAAUUAAUAAAUUGGGCAGGAUAUCAUGUUAAAAAUAAUUUAAUAUGUUAUAUUAAUAUGUCCAUGAAAAAUAUUAUACAACAAUAUAAAGAUGAACUCUUAUCAUUACGCUUCUGGGGUAUUAUUAAGGGAACACAUAAUGAUUAUUAUAUUCUAGAGGGAGAGGUCAAAAAGGAUAUAACUAUUUUUUCAAAAAAGAAAAAAGAUAAAACGGAAAAAAAUUCUUAUGAUGAUGAGGAUACAAACAAGGAUGAGCAAUCUUCUCAUUCAAGUAAUGUAGUGAAAAAAAGAAAAAAAAAGAAACGCGAUGGAAGUGAUGAGGAUGAUAAAAGUGAUGAGGAUGAUGAGAGUGAUGAGGAUGAUAAAAGUGAUGAGGAUGAAAAAAGUGAUGAGGAUGAAAAAAGUGAUGAGAAUGAAAAAAGUGAUGAGGAUGAUGAGAGUGAUGAGAAUGAAAAAAGUGAUGAAGAUGAAAAAAGUGAUGAGGAUGAAAAAAGUGAUGAGAAUGAAAAAAGUGAUGAGAAUGAAAAAAGUGAUGAGAAUGAAAAAAGUGAUGAGAAUGAAAAAAGUGAUGAUCAUAAUAAUUAUUUUGAAUAUAGCAAAACUAAAAAUAAUACAUUUCAAUAUAAAAAGGAUGACUAUGAAAGAUUCAAUAAAAAUGUUAAUAAAUAUGUAUAUUGGGUAUCUUUGAAUGGAAUAGAAAAUUGGAUAUUAUUAAAAUCGACUACUCCAAAAUAUAUUGAAAUAGCUAGCAAAAUGAAUAAAAUGCUUACUGGUAAUAUGAAUGAAACCAUAAAUUCUUUUCCUAAUCUUUCUAUUAAGGAAAAACAUUAUCUAAGAGCCCUCAUAUCAAUAAUUUCAUCCAACACACAUAUAUCACCUCAGAAUUAUUUUAUAAAAAAAAAGGAAGGUGAAAAAAAAAAAGGUGGGGGAAAUUAUAAGAAUGAUGAAAAUGGAGAUCAAGAUGAAGAAGAAGAAGAAAAUGAUGAAGAAAAUGAAGAAGAAAAUGAAGACGAAAAUGAUGAUAACAAUAAUGAUGACAAUAAUAAUAACAAUGAUGAUGAUGAAAUAAUUAAAAAUAAAAAUUUUCAUUUCGAUAUACAACUAUUAAAGAAUAUACAAAAUUGGGUUUAUUGUAAAUUCUCUUUUUUACCUAAUGGUCAUAUUUUUUAUCCAAAAAGUGGAAAUUUAAAAAAAAAAAAAAAUUUAACACUUUUUAUGAAUGAAAAUAAAGUUUUAAAUAUUUUACGAAAUAUUUCUGAUCAGCAAGAUAAUAAAAAUAUAUGGAAAAUAAAACAUCUAAAUCAUGGAGAUUAUUAUGGUAAAAAUCAAUUACAUUAUGAUAUUAUUAUUAUUUAUAAUUUCCUUUUUUAUGGUGCAUUUACUAUAUAUUCUAAUAAAGAGUAUUUCAAUUUUUAUAUUGGCAAUGGUAUAAAAUCCAAGCAUGCAUAUUUACAUACAUACCAGCCUCAAAAAAUUCAGUCCGAUAAAAGUGAACUAUCAGAAAUUGAGCAAACAGAUUAA
This is a messenger RNA of Plasmodium adleri (nom. inval.), 1914 nucleotides long. Its product is annotated as radial spoke head protein, putative. Lineage: Eukaryota; Apicomplexa; Aconoidasida; Haemosporida; Plasmodiidae. The record is from RefSeq and is a predicted model, not a curated record. Gene Ontology annotation, cellular component: radial spoke; axoneme. The transcript has a single exon. Gene Ontology annotation, biological process: cilium movement involved in cell motility; cilium assembly; axoneme assembly. Bases 1 to 1914 code for a protein of 637 amino acids.